Molecule: messenger RNA, 473 nt
Organism: Staurois parvus
Lineage: Eukaryota; Metazoa; Chordata; Amphibia; Anura; Ranidae
Source: the annotation of a GenBank genome assembly
UCGUCUGGCAAGACUGCGGGCACCGAGUCGUCUGGCGGAACAGCGGGCACCGAGUCGUCUGGCAAGACAGUGGGCUCCGAGUCAACAGGCACGACAGUGGGCAACGGGUCAUCAGGUAUCGGAUUGUCUGGCUCGACAGCGGGCAUCGGGUCACUAGGUAUGACAGGGGGCACUGGGUCACCAGGCAUCAGGUCAUUUGGCUUGCCAGCGGGCACCGCGUCAUCUGGCAAGGCAGUGGGCACCGGGUCACCAGGUAUGACAGCGGGCUCUGAGUCAAUUGGCACGACAGCGGGCACUGGAUCAGGUACCGGAUCAUCUGGAUCAACAGCGGGCAUCGAGUCAACUGGCCUAAUAGGAUCGUCGGGCUGGAUCAGCUGAGGAGAGGCAUCAGGCUGAGGAGAGGCAUCAGGCUGAGGAGAGGCAUCAGGCUGAGGAGAGGCGGCUGAGAGAGGCAUCCGGCUGAAGAGAGGCAU